Molecule: messenger RNA, 1782 nt
Organism: Colletotrichum phormii
Lineage: Eukaryota; Fungi; Ascomycota; Sordariomycetes; Glomerellales; Glomerellaceae
Exons: 4
Coding region: 1-1743 (580 amino acids)
Source: RefSeq, a predicted model, not a curated record
AUGGCCUCACCCAAAGAGAACGGAGAAGACGCUCCAUCAGCAUCAACGAGACCAUUUUCCCCACUACUCGUCGAAGACAGAAAGCCGCUCAAGGAGACCACGCAGUUCAAGUUGACAAAGUUCCGGUACCGGCUGUGGGAUAGGAGACAAUGGAAGAAAGAAUUUCUUAGCGCGUGGAAAGAUUUUCGACAGCCUGUCCACUGGUACGCAGUUCUCGCUUGGCUAUUGGCUUUAUCGUGGAUCGGAGGACUUUGCACCGUACUUGCAUUCAUCAGCAACACAGAGUUGUACGGAGACUCGGCAUGCAAGCCGGACGGCAGUUUCGACGUUGAGAAGAACCAGUACAACCUCUGGUCUUCCUCUGGAUUCUUCCAGAUUACCUUGGCAUGGGGCAGGUUUUCAUUUGCGGAUGCCAAAGUCAUUGACGUUGCUUGGGAUGUGAUCUUCGGUCGAGGAGGCCAGGCUCUGCUGACCUGGAUCACAUGGAGAGUAUUUGCCGACUACACUACCACCUCGAUUCAAGUCAAACCUGUGACGUACGACUUCUUUCGCACAAUCUUCCUCCAGGACCAGCCGAACUUUUGGUCAACGUGGAACAUGGUACGAGAUUUUGCUCGUUCACGAGGGUUAAGAUCGAAGGUCAUGAUGAUCAUGAUGGUCUUGGUUACUAUCUUCAUCUUAUGCUUCCCUACCCUGGGUAGUGCAAUGACAGGAUACGUGGCGAACAACGACGCAUAUGUACAGGGCUCCGACGGCAUGUUGAUACCCUUUGGCGGGUUCGAGGUUGUUGGAUAUGUAAUUCACGACGGCUGGAGGAUCGGCAUGGAGGGCAACACUACGCUCACCUUCCCUGGCUGUAAGUAUGUCCAAGAGUAUGGAUUCUAUGGGUUAGAGAACAAGAACACCACUUGGAUGAACAAGACUAUGCCGGCUCCGGCCCUCAACAUAUCGACUUCUGGACUUCCUCCUUACAGAAACUUGUUAUACGGCUGGAACUGGACAGAUCCUCGCACGGGCUUGAAGCCCUUCGAAAAUGAAAAAAACUUAACUUACAUCGCCGGAAACGAGACCUACUCCAAGGAGUACAUGAAGGCGUACGGGAGUUGUCAACCCAUGAGUGAUCACGGAAUCGGCGCUGAUGCCGGGCGGGAGAGUUACCAAUGGGGCUUCUCUUAUCUGCAACUCUACAUCCUCGUGAUUUUGCUCGUGCUGUGGACAUUGAGUCUUGCCUACGUGUGGCUCAAGGCCCGCCUGACGAUGAGGAUGCGGCGGAGGUACGAUGUACCGAGGGGUUACAAGGGCGUGUUGGAGCUGUCGCAUGCCAUUCGCAAGGAGCUACAGGAGACCGAGCCCGACGAGCUCUCUCACGACCAGCUCUCGGAAGAAAUCAAGAAGAGUCUAAAGGGCGGAAGGAUUCAGUUGGAGUUGGCAGUUUCACCCGCGACAUAUGGCUUCUGGCGGGCGAUUUGGAUGUGGCUCAAGGAGGAAAAGGGGUGGAUAGGCGCCGUCUUGUUGAUGAUGGUGACAUCGGUGCCGCUCAUCGUCAUCAACAACUCGUUUGGAUGGUGGCUCUUGGUUCCGAUAAUUGCUUUCCUGCUUGCGCUGAUGGUAGGUCGGUCAAAGAAGAGCAGAAUUGUCAUCGCCCUUGUCAGCUUCACUGUUGGAACGAUCACAUUCUUGGGAGUUUGGUACGGAACUGGACAGCAAAAGUACGCAAGCAUGUACAGCUAUUAUUAUUAUUAACGUGGCAGAGAUACGCUAUCCCAUCGGGUGCGGAAUAGC